Molecule: messenger RNA, 1233 nt
Organism: Phytophthora sojae
Lineage: Eukaryota; Oomycota; Peronosporomycetes; Peronosporales; Peronosporaceae
Exons: 4
Coding region: 1-1233 (410 amino acids)
Biological process (GO): transmembrane transport
Cellular component (GO): membrane
Molecular function (GO): xenobiotic transmembrane transporter activity; antiporter activity
Source: RefSeq, a predicted model, not a curated record
AUGGUGACAACAUUUCUUGAGUUUCUGCCGGAAUUCAUGUCGAUCGUGUUCGCCGUCAACAUUCCCUCGACUAAAGCGCGAAAGUAUGUUGACGCUGCGACCUUCUCCUGCAUGAUGAUCAACCUCACGUCGUAUUCGGUUGGACUGGGCCUUGCGUCUGUUUUAGACACACACUGUUCGCAAGCGUACGGGGCCAACGCUUUCGAGAAAAUCGGGAUAUAUUUCCAGACCGGAGUUCUUGCUCUCGGGACUCUUCUCGUACCUCUCUUCGUCAUUAACUGGCACACUGAGCAUUUUUCGCGAUACUUGCUUCCAGGAAUUCCAUUUCUUUACGUCUACGAGCUCGUGUGUAAAGUGCUGCAAGCGCAGAACAUUUUGUCUCCGCUGGUCGUUUGUGCAGCGCUGGGGAAUGGUGUCAAUAUCGCUGCGAGCUAUGGAUUGGCUUAUCGCACCUCGCUUGGUUUCCGUGGAAUUGCUAUCGGCUGCAGCCUGGGAAACAUGACUCUUGCGCUGCUUCUUGUCCCGUACUUUGCGUGGCAACCUCACCACCUGACUCAAUGGUGGACUCCUCCCAACUUUAAGGCUGCUACUCGGUGCAUCGGCGCGUUCUUGCGAUUUGGUGCCCCCGGGAUGCUGAUGCUUGCCGUGGAAAUGUGGGGAAUGGAAGCGCUUUCGUGUCGUUGCGUGGCUGCCCAUUCGGUGCUCGUUAAUGUCAACCUACUGGUGUACACAACGUUCGAAGGACUCUCAGUGGCUUCCACUGUUCGAAUCGGCAACUGUCUUGGUGCCGGCAAGGCCAGCUCGGCGAAGCUGGCGUGUGUUGCGGCGAUCAAAGUAACAAUCGCGCUGUCCUCGAUACUUGCAGUACUGCUUUAUGACUUUAGUGGAACGAUCCCGCGCCUGUUCCCCGACGAAGGCGCUAGCGCUGAUCUCGCCUCCACGAUACUGGCGAUUUGGUCUCCACUCACAGUGGUGGACGGCCUCAUUUGGGGCGUUUUUCGAGGAGCUGGGAAGCAGAAGUCGGCGGCUGUCACAAACACGUUGGCGUACUACGCCGCUGGCAUCCCCGUCGGCGCGUUCUUAGCGUUCCGGUGCGACUUUGGCGUCGAAGGACUUUGGAUUGGGACGGGAGUGGGUGAUGUCCUCGUGGUGAACACUUUGAUCGCUCUAAUGAUGUGGUGUUGGAGUUGGCAACAGCUCGCAGAAGAUGCUAAGGAGCUCACUGAGCUUUAA